This is a messenger RNA of Mastomys coucha (southern multimammate mouse), 3508 nucleotides long. RefSeq names its product vexin (gene Vxn). Lineage: Eukaryota; Metazoa; Chordata; Mammalia; Rodentia; Muridae. The coding region runs from base 551 to 1171 and encodes 206 amino acids. Gene Ontology annotation, biological process: neurogenesis; neuron differentiation. The transcript has 6 exons. The record is from RefSeq and is a predicted model, not a curated record.
AAUAUGUGGUGAAAAAACAGCCCUUGUAUUUAAAAUAGAAACUUUGAAGGGAGCGAAGUUAACAUGACAAAUGAAGAUCCAGUUCCCCUGGAGGGGGAAAAGCCCUUCCUUUCUGGAAUGAGACCCGGGCACGCUGAUAGCAAAACUGACAUUUCCUCCUUUCCUUCUUCUGUGAAAUCCUCCAGCCAAGCUGUGCGCUAACCGAGUAGGCGAAUUCUCUUCGUCACUUCACAAAAGACUUCCAAUUUCACUGCGGCAGACACUGCAAAAUAAAAAUGUUAAGUACCUCCUAGCUGAGGGGGAGAGACGGAAGGCUCCGUGUUCAAUCAAAGGUUUGCAAUAAUAGGAUUCAUUUAAGAAAAAAAAAAAAAAAGACAGAUGGGAUUAGGAAAUGUUGCUGCGGUGAGAGUGCCUUGAGAGGCACAGGCAGCCUGCCUUUUGUGGACCUGCACAAUGAUCCCAGAGCCAGACUGGCUUAGGAAACCCUGGGACUAGGGCUCCAGAGAGAGGCCGCGGCUCGGGACACCCUGCGGGGCAGGAGGGUGAGACCAUGCAUCAGAUCUACAGCUGCAGUGAUGAGAAUAUUGAAGUUUUCACCACCGUGAUUCCUUCCAAGGUGUCCAGUCCAUCCAGGAGAAGAGUCAAAAGCUCUCAACACCUCUUGGCCAAGAAUGUGGUGAUCGAGUCCGACCUGUACCCACCAAGGCCCCUGGAGCUGCUGCCUCAACGCUGUGAGCGCAGGGACACAGGCGACCGCAGGUGGCUGCAGACUGGCCGGCUGCAGACCGCCAGGCCACCCGGGGCGCAUCCCAACAAACCCCCGGCCAGACCUGUGGGGAUUUCUGAACCCAAAUCGUUGAAUCUGUGUGGGAAUCGAACAUAUGGAAAAUCAUUGAUUCCUCCAGUGGCCAGGAUCUCAGUGAAAGCUCCAGCUGGGUUGGAGGUGGCAGCCAAGGGCUCAGAAAAUGGAGGUGUUCUGGGAAGAGGAUCCAGACAUCUCAAGAAGAUAACAGAAGAGUACCCAGCCCUUCCCCAGGGAGCAGAAGCCUCCGUGCCAUUAACAGGCAGUGCUUCCUGUGGUGUCCCUGGCAUCCUACGAAAAAUGUGGACCAGGCACAAGAAGAAGUCUGAAUAUGUGGGAGCCACCAAUAGCGCCUUUGAAGCCGACUAAACUCGACCUUUCAUGGGCACCUUUGCUUUGGCCAAGGUUCACAGGAAGAUAGAAGAGUUGAGGACUGGAACUGAGCCACCCUCCCCUCUGCUGGUUGCUACUCCAAACACAUCAUCAUUCCUUACACUCCAGCACGGGGCAUGGAAAGCAACAUCCUCAGAAGGCAGGAAGGCCGUUCCUCAGAACUGCUAAGGCCAUUGGUCUUAAAGUCCUAUUGGUCAAUUACGAAGGUUAUACCCCUACCUUUAGGCAAAACUAUACCAAAAGCAAACUUUCCUGGCUUGUUUGAAAGCCCUCCAAGGAAAACAGAAGGCAGUUGAUCUGUCUUCUUUGUGAGUUUUCCCAAGACCUAUGGUUUCUGGUAUAAAUGUAAAAGCUUGAUUCUGAGGUACUCAGAACACAACAGUUCUUACUUUUUCCAUUCCACGUCUGUUUUCCUUUGAUGAAAUACAAAGCGCUUUGUCUUUCCUUUGCUCUAAUAUCUACUUAACAGCGACCAUUGAACACUUCGUCUUUCCUUUGCUCUAAAAUCUACCUAACGGCGACCAUUGCCACUCUGCUUUGCUACCCGUGGGCAUGGCUGCAUGAGCUCUCUUCUCUUAGAAAAGCACUUAAAACAUCAAUGUUAAUUUUAAUGUCGGGUAUUUUGUGAUGUGGCACAAUUGGCCAGGUUUGUACAGUGACUUUAACCCAGAGAUCAUUCUCCCAUCAUUGUCUCUUCUCACCAUUACAAAACCUGUGCUAAGAAAGCACUGUGGUCCCCAACUUAUGGCUAGGGACACUGGGGCAUCUGAAUGGUGGUAUGUGACUCAACAGCAGCUUGUAGGACUGUCAUCAGGUCUGAGCUUCUCUAAGUGGUUUAAGAAAGUUUUUCUAAAUGGAGAGAAGAAUCUGAGGACAUUGGAACAAAGAAGUGAUUUGAAUGAAAUACAUCACUGUGCAUUACAUAAUUAAGACAGGUGAGAGAACAGGGAUCCCAGCACCUCAAGAGGUGCAGGCAGGAGGAUCACAUGUUUGAGACAUGCCUGGGCAGCCUAGCAAGAUCCUGUCUUAAAAACAAAACAAAGUGCGCAUGUCCGUGCGCAUGCACACACACAUACACACACAUCACACACACACACACACACACACACACACAGAGAGAGAGAGAGAGAGAGAGAGAGAGAGAGAGAGAGAGAUUAUGCAUAGAUGAAACCAGAAAAAAAAAUCCUCAUUUCUGUAGGUCGAAACAGAAACAGCUGAAAAUCAAUUUCCUGUGGCUCAAACUAAUAUUUACUAUCAUGUAAAAAUGAUCAUGUAAGAAAUAAUGUUAAUCAAAGCUAUCAUUUGUUAAAUGCCUACCUGCCCUGUGCCGGGCACAGUGUUGAACACCUCGCAUGAAUUAAGCUAUUCUUUCUAACAACUAACUUAGGUAAAUUUGCCCACUGUAUAUGUUGAUACUAACUCAAAAAGGUUAAGUGAUUAGAUUGAAGUCACCUAACUCUAGGUGUCCAACUUUGAUGCCCACAUUAUAUCUUCUCCUUCACACAAAAUAAGGAACAGGGAGGGAUGGAAACCAGCAAUGGCCUGGGAGAUGCUGCCUGGAGCACAGUAUGGAGAUGAAGUACCAGAAUGCAGAGACUGACGAGUGCCAUCUGCCUGUGGAGUGAUCAGUAGCAUAGACCUUAUAUAUUUCUCAUCUGUGGCUUAAAUUCUGCCCCAAAAGUCUUGUCUCCUAAUUUAAAUUAGGUUUAAAUUAAUCCAAUCUUCUUAAUGAAAGCAGAAACUCUGUGGUAAACUCUACCCCAAGAGUAUGUUGAGAAUCACCAGGUCUUGGCACAAGAACCAGUUUGAACUGAUUGGGUCUCAGGCUUGUUUCUGCUGCUUUGUGAAUUCUGCUCUCCGGGUCCUGGGUAAACUGGAAACUGGCAGUAGGUCAAACCUGGACUUCCAGGCUCUUGCCUUGCUGAUCACUGUCCUUCCACUUCUGCUUUAGACCCUUAGCAUCUGACCCUCAUGUCCAAACAUAGUCUGGACACUUGGGCAUCAAGUGCUUUGUCCCAGCGAACCAUCCUAUGUCAUAUACAAUAUUAAGUUGGGAUCCAGAACAAAAUUAGGGAUAAAACAGGUCACAGAGUCCCAACAAUUGAAUUUAUUUGAACUUAAAAUUGGUAUAUUAAAUGUGUGUGUGGCACCUGGAGAUUUACUUUAUUUGUAGACUGGGAUAAAUUAUCUAUCUUUAAUUUAAAUAUUCCGUGGUGAAAUGUUUGCCUUGUGUUAGAACAUUUCGUUUGGCCAAUUCAAAUAAAAAUAAAAGAUGCCUUGUUAGUGACAUUAAUAAACCACUUGAAGAUUGUG